AUGAGCGGCGAAGCACCUAGACGAAGCGCGAGGAACGCUGGCAAGCCUGCCCCGUCCGCGCCUGCCCCUGCGCCCGCUGCGGCCAAGCGCAAAUCGGCCGGCGCCCCGAGCGGUGCUGCUGCUGAGAAGAAGGCCAAGCCGGCCGCAUCCAAGCCCGCUGCUGUCGGCCAGCUCAAGGUCGGCGACGCGCUACCUUCGUUCAAGCUCAAGCUGCAGGACGGCAAAGAGAUCGACACUGCCACGCUGAAGAACGCAGUGCUCUUCUCCUACCCGCGCGCCAACACAUCCGGCUGCACAACACAGGCCAAGCUGUACCGCGACAACCACGCCUCCUUCACCUCAUCCUCCUACACCGUCUACGGUCUCUCCAACGACUCACCCACCUCGCUCUCGUCCUGGAAGGACAAGCAGAAGUUUCCCUACGAUCUCAUCUCGGACCCGCAGCGCAAGCUCAUCAAGGCCCUCACGGGCAGUGACGACAAGACGAGACGCAGCCACUUUGUCGUCGACAAGCAGGGCAAGCUGGCGUUUGUCGAGCUCAGCGUCAAGCCGGUCGAGAGCUGGGAGUCCGCGUUGGAGUUUGUUCAGAAGAAGUGA
This is a messenger RNA of Kalmanozyma brasiliensis GHG001, 597 nucleotides long. RefSeq names its product Alkyl hydroperoxide reductase subunit C/ Thiol specific antioxidant. Bases 1 to 597 code for a protein of 198 amino acids. Gene Ontology annotation, cellular component: cytoplasm. Gene Ontology annotation, molecular function: thioredoxin peroxidase activity. Gene Ontology annotation, biological process: cellular response to oxidative stress; cell redox homeostasis. The transcript has 2 exons. The record is from RefSeq and is a predicted model, not a curated record. NCBI's taxonomy places the organism in Eukaryota, Fungi, Basidiomycota, Ustilaginomycetes, Ustilaginales.